Messenger RNA from Cyprinus carpio (common carp), 5855 nucleotides. RefSeq names its product oxysterol-binding protein-related protein 5-like. NCBI's taxonomy places the organism in Eukaryota, Metazoa, Chordata, Actinopteri, Cypriniformes, Cyprinidae. The record is from RefSeq and is a predicted model, not a curated record. Gene Ontology annotation, biological process: phospholipid transport. Gene Ontology annotation, cellular component: membrane; cytosol; intracellular membrane-bounded organelle. Gene Ontology annotation, molecular function: sterol binding. The transcript has 22 exons. Bases 484 to 3087 code for a protein of 867 amino acids.
AAUCCAGCGCACGCGUUUCCACUGUGACUGGUUAAGCGCCUCCUUUCCUCCAAAGGCAUUUCCUGGCGUCCGCGCAACCAGAAUACACAGCUGUACGCCAGCGGUUAUGGCAUGCUAUGGACCGCUAUUUUAUUUCUCCGUUAUCUUCCAUCUCUUGAGGAUGCAGGAGUGCGCGGUUAACUUCCAACUUUCCACUGUAUCGCGUUUGGAAAACAGCAUUUCGAGCGGCCUUUCCACAUUUUGAGACGGCACAAGGCGCGAGCGUUACUUUGUUUCGGGACAAACGGGAGCGUUGCACAGUUCCAUUCUAUUUAAUACACGACUGACGGUUGCUGGGGUGAUCGGAACCGCAUCGAACCCAAACCGAGCCGUUCUAGAUCUGACAUGAAGUCGUUCGGAUACGUCUAGAUCUCCUGCCACGUUUCGGUCUUCGAGGGCUGAAGUUGCGACUGCACCAGAGAGGUGGACAGACUGGCCGGCACAAUGAAGGAGGAGAACUUGUUCCGCAGACGGUUCUCUCUCUGUCCCACAGCCGCCUCGCCUCCCAAGAUUGACCCACGUCUGCUGACUCGCAACCUGUCCUAUGGAGGAGACAAUGAACUGUACCCACUUAGCCCAGGUAAUGAAUCGGAGAGGAACGGUUUGCCCUUACUGAGGGACGAGGUCAGUCCGGUCCGCUCGCCCAGCAGCGCGUCGGAAUCCAGGAUGUUUAUUGGUUUGGAGAAGGAGUCUUCCUCGCCCACGGAGAAGCUGGCAAGGAAAGAAUCGCUCAAGGUUCAGAAGAAGAACUAUCGACAAGAAAAGAAGAGGGUUGCCAAAGAGCUGCUCAGUGCACUUAAGGAUCCAAGUGUGGUUAUUAUGUCCAACUGGCUAAAGAUUCGGGGGUCAUUGAAGAGUUGGACGAAACUGUGGUGCAUCCUGAAGCCCGGCAUUCUCCUGAUAUACAAGACGCCCGGUUCAGAUCACUGGGUGGGAACGAUUCUUCUCAAUGCUUGCAAACUCAUUGAAAGGCCAUCAAAGAAGGACGGAUUCUGCUUCAAACUCUACCAUCCGCUGGAAAAGUCCAUAUGGGCCAUGAAGGGUCCUAAAGGAGAAUCUGUGGGCUCCAUCACACAACCCUUACCUAGUAAUUACCUGAUCUUCAGAGCAGCGUCCGAAUCUGAUGGACGCUGUUGGAUGGAUGCUCUGGAACUGGCUCUCAGCUGCUUCAGCCUGUCUAAGAUGACGGCGAAGAGCGGCAGGGAUGGAGAUCUGAGCAGCUCCUCGGAGUCCUCACACAUACUGCAGCUGCUGCAGAGCUCGCCUCUCACCGACCAGGACCUGCUUCAGUUGAAUGACUCCAUGUUGGAAAACCAUAUGGAGAACGACGCCAACUCGGACAAAUCAGAGAGAGAGGCGCAUGAAGACUCGGACAAUGCGGCCAAUGAGAACGGGGGCAGAUUGACGGAGGAGAGCGAUAUGGACCAAUCAGAUGACGUGUGCCUGCAGGCCACAGCAUUUGUUGAAGAAGCCCAUGAAGAGAUAGGAGAGGUUGGCGAGGCGUCCCAGGUCGAGACGGUCUCAGAGGAGAAUAAGGGUUUGAUUUGGACUCUCCUGAAGCAGCUGAGGCCAGGGAUGGACCUGUCUAAAGUGGUUUUGCCAACGUUUAUCCUGGAGCCACGUUCAUUUCUGGACAAGCUGUCGGAUUACUACUAUCAUGCUGACCUGCUGUCCCAGGCUGUGAUGGAGGAGAGCCCAUACUGCAGGAUGAAGCAGGUCUUGCGCUGGUAUCUGUCAGGCUUCUACAAGAAACCAAAGGGUCUGAAGAAACCGUACAACCCUAUUUUAGGAGAGAUGUUUCGAUGCUGCUGGCUGCAUCCACAAACAGACAGCUGUACAUUUUACAUCGCAGAGCAGGUUUCUCAUCACCCUCCCGUUUCAGCUUUCUACAUCAGCAAUAGGAAGGACGGAUUCUGCAUUAGUGGAAGCAUUCUGGCCAAAUCCAAGUUUUAUGGGAACUCUCUGUCUGCCAUACUCGACGGAAAGGCCAGGCUCCUGUUUCUGACCCGAGAUGAAGAGUAUAUAAUCUCAAUGCCAUACGCUCACUGUAAAGGUUUUAUGUGUGUUAAUGUUACAUUAGAGCUUGGCGGAAAAAUCACCAUUGAGUGUGAAAAAACACAAUGUUACACAGAACUUGAAUUCAAAUUGAAGCCUUUUCUUGGCAGCUCUUGCAACGUUAACCAGAUUUCUGGAAAGAUCCGUAUUGGUGAAGACAUUCUGGCUACAGUAGACGGGCAUUGGGACAGUACAGUGCACCUGACUGAGAAGAGGACGGGCCAGCAGGAGGUGCUGUGGAACCCCGGUCCAGACAUACGGAGACAGCGGCUGAAGAGACAGGUGGUGCAGAUCGACCAGCAGGAGGCGUUCGAGUCUGAGAGAUUUGUCGGUGUGCAGCAUGUGACCAGAGCGAUUAAGGAUAAAGACCAGAUGAGAGCCACGCAGGAGAAGUUUGUGCUGGAAGAGGCUCAGCGGCAGGAGGCCCGAGAACGAGCCGAGCGGCCCUGGAACCCACGACUCUUCUCCUUCAACACAGACACUAAUGAGUGGCACUACAAAUACCCCGACACGAAGCCGUGGGAUCCGGAGCGCUGUCUGGUGCAGUUUGAGAAAGAUGGCAUCAUCCAGACAAAAGAGAAAUCACAGCGCCGACGCAGAAGCUUCUCCUACAGCCAGAGCUGGGCUGGACAGCAGACGGUGCGGGUGAACGGCAAGCACAGGAAGUCGAGCAGCCAGCCGUCCAGCUGCAGUCAGAACACAGAGAGCAGCAGCAGCACACCAGAGCCCAACCAUGAGUCAUCCGACAAUGAAGGCUUCAUGAACCAGUGUGCAAGAUGCACUAAAGAAGUGAAGGACAUCGCCCUCAUAGAGGCCUCGGUAGCAGCUAUACAGAAAACACAGAAGGACAUCCAGAGAAACCUGAGUUCACUGGGUCGUCAAAUCACGCGGCACAAGACAGAAGAGGAGAGCAGGUCAUUGAGCGGCCGCCACUGUCUCAUCCUCUGCAUGCUGUUGUUCUUCCAGCUACUCAUCAGCUAUGUCUUCACUUGAGAUGCUGUCACCUAGAGACCAUCGCCUAGCAAUAAACACAACCAAACCAUCACCAUCACAUAGCCCCUUGAAUGCCCCACCGUGUUGUUGCUACUGACUGUAGCCACACCAUAAAGCACUAAGCACUUCAAUUAGAGAGAAAGAGACUCUUGUUUUAAUUAAUAUGGCCGAUAAUCAUUUCAGAGUGGAUGUAAAACACUGUACUGCCACUCUCGGUAACUGACGUGUUCCCUCUUUCCUAUGUACUUCCCUUUCUCUGCAAUAUAGGUAAUGUAUCUGUGGCAUUUUUGAAUGCAGUUGAAUGGGUUUGUGUGUCUGUGUUCGCGUUACCCACAAACUCCUCUUCCAUUUAUACACCGGGCCUUAAUAAUAAUGCCAAAAAGAGGAAAAAAAGAAGCGAAAAGUCAGUGAAGUCCGCCAGUGCAAUUUUAUUAUGCUUUCAAGUCAACGACUGACCACACAAAUUUGCUCGUUUUAUUAUUUUACCAAAACAGUGUUUCUGUAUAGAACAAUACAAAGAGUAAAUGUUUACAAACUUGAUUGUACACAAUGGAAACAAUGCUCUGACACCAAAUGUGUUGUGUAGAUUUAGAUGAAGUUAACAGAAUUGGAGAGAGCGCUACGAUAACAGAAUGGACUGUGGCAAGCUGGUUUAACAUUUAAUCCUUAAAACGUACCAAUAUCUAUAGUGCUUAUCCAUUAGCCUUUAGUGUUUAUUAGCUACUAGUUCUUAUUCAUUAGCUACCAGUGCUUAUAGUUACUAGUAACUUUUUAAAGGUACUAGUACUUAUUUCAGCAGCAACUAGUAACCAUUCUAUUGUUACUAGUAACAUUUUUUUUUUAAUUGCCAUUGACUUGCCAUUGACUAGUUCUGAAUAGUAUGUAUUCCACUAUUGAAUAGUAUCUUUUUAAAUGUUACUAGUAAGAAUUCAUGAUAUACUAGUACUUAUUCAUUGAAUACUAUUGUUUUUCAUUAGAUACUAGGACCUAAAUAGGUACCCAUAUCUAAUAAAACGUAUGCAUACUAGUAGUUAUUUGUUUUAUGUUAUGACUAGUCCGAAUGGCCACUGUAGAGUUCAAUUAAAAAACUUACUAGUAAUAUUUGGUAUAAGUACUAGUAUCUAAUGAAUAAGUCCUAGUGUCCAAUAAAUAAAAACUAUAUCUAGUAAUAGGUUCUAGUAUCUGAAAAAAUUAGUACUAGUACAAAAUGAACAACAACUAGUAUAUAAAAAUGUACUUGUCACAAUUGUUUUUUACCCAUCUUAUGUUAUGGCCACUUUAGAGUUCAAUUAAAAAUCGCACUAGUAACAUUUAGAAUAAGUACUAGUAUCUAAUAAAUGUGUAUGAGUAUGUAAUUCAUAACAACUUGUGUCUUAUAAAAGUACUAGUAUGUAUUUAAUAGAUAUGAAAAUAGACAGUACAUUGUAGGGCUGCACGAUAAAUCGAAAUGAAAUCGAAAUCGCGAUUAGACAGAAGAUAUGAUUGCCAUGUGUAUCUUUCAGUGAAGCACGGUUCUGUGAUCUGUAGGAAAUCAACAUCCGAAGGCCAGAGGGUGCUCUCGUGUGGAAAUUCCAAUUACGCCCGCAGAAGAAACCCAGGAAAUGCCUAUAGCAGUUGCUGAAUAAACAGAUUUAAAUGCUUUCAUUGAUUCAGCGUGACUAAUAAACACACGACUACGGCAAUAUAUGGUUUAUCGGAGUUCUUAUUAUUAUCAUUAUCAUUAUUAUAAAGUAUAUCUAUAAUGCAAUGCUAAUCGACAGCCUUUAUCACUGCUUAGAAUACUAUGAAAUAUGUUGCGUGCCUUAUUCUGUGUAACAAGCCACAUCAUCUCACAGAAGGAUUUAUUUAAAAUACUCGGCUAAUGUUAUCAAGUGAGUUUGGAGUAAAAACGUUAUUAAAUGUGAUAUUUUCACAUGCUUUUUAUCGCAAACGAUUUUUUGAUUUCAUAAUCAUACGAUUAUAUCGUCUGCAUUUUUUUUUUAGCUUGUCAGAGAACUACGGCUCUGUGCAGUAAAUGCUGCUCCAUCUGAAAGCAGGUGAUGGAGAUUUACUACUAAGCACAGAACUGGCUUUACUGACAAUAUGUGCAUGACAAUUGCAUUCGAUUAAUUGUGCAGCCCUACUACAUUGUAAGGAUUAAAUGUUAAAAUGGCUUGCCAUAAUAAGAAUAUUCAUACUCAUGCCUGUUUGUUGUGCAUUGGGUAGGUCAGUCACAAUAGGGACACAUGAGGCCUUCUGGGAAGUUCCAGUUAAUUGAUUUUGCUCGGAUGAAGUGCGAUACGUUCAAUAACAAAGGUGUGACUGAGUAAUCGAACGUGUAGAUAUUUGUUUGGAACAUUUGAAAUUCAGAAUGUAUUUAUUUGAUCGUUUCACUUGAUUUGUUUUAUAUAUAAAAAUUGUAUUGUUUUGAACACAUUCAUUCAGGUUUUCUGGGAGCAAGUACAGUCAAGCAUCAAAUCCCUCUCUCUUCCUGAGGUUUUUUGUUGUAAAGUUUGAGUGACCCCUUAGUGGGGAAAUAUUAAGGUCAAAGUACCAAACUUCCAAUGCAGGAUUCAUAUAGGAAAUUUGUGCUUGAAUGAUGCUUGAGCUCCUGAGCCAUAGUUCAACCCAUUGAAAUGUAAAAUUAUUUUUCAUUUACUUUUUCCUUUUUUACAGAGCACAGUACAAUGUUAUCUUGUCUGACAACUGAAAUGAAUGAGAUGUCAAUGGCUCACUGUUUAUUAAUGAUUGUUGCAAUUACAGCACCACUGUAAAGUUUUACAUUUCGA